UUUUUUCUUUUCUAUCAGCUAUGCCUGAACCAGCGAAGUCGGCCCCUGCUCCUAAGAAGGGUUCCAAGAAGGCGGUGACUAAGGCCCAGAAGAAGGAUGGCAAGAAGCGCAAGCGCAGCCGCAAGGAGAGCUACUCCGUUUACGUGUACAAGGUGCUCAAGCAGGUCCACCCCGACACCGGCAUCUCGUCCAAGGCCAUGGGCAUCAUGAACUCCUUCGUCAACGACAUCUUCGAGCGCAUCGCCGGCGAGGCGUCGCGCCUGGCGCAUUACAACAAGCGCUCGACCAUCACGUCGCGGGAGAUCCAGACGGCCGUGCGGCUGCUGCUGCCAGGUGAGCUGGCCAAGCACGCCGUAUCCGAGGGCACCAAGGCCGUCACCAAGUACACCAGCUCCAAGUGAGCGCACCCGCCGCUCCCUGCAACCCAAAGGCUCUUUUCAGAGCCACCCACAAUUUCAAGUAAGAGCUUUAAUGCCAAGUGUUACUAUGGCUUUGAUAGGUAGAUAACCAGACUUGAGAAGCAAAGGGCGGUUUCAAAAUGGCAUGCUUUCCCAAUUAAGCAUUUAUAGUCAGAACUGGUGUGAUCCUACGUAUCGCAAUGAAACUUAAAGGUUUUACUAUGUUCAUUCCUUUGCAUAUUAAAGUCAUCUGAUUUUCCUAUCGCUACAGGGUACACUGCAUUCAUUCCUGGAUGCCAUGUCCUAUGCUCAAAAUGGGAAGGGUGCACUCUUUAAAAACCUGUUUGGCUGAAACCUGAUUUAUAUUCUUGGGUGAUAAGGCACCUGACAACACCCAGCACCUAAAAGCAAGACGUUUUUGAGAUACUGAUAUUGCAAAGUUACCCCCUAAUAAAUGUCAAUAAAUAUAACCACCGUAGUUUCUUGGAGUGGCUUAGUGUGCAUGAAGUUCGCAGCAAACUCACAUUUGGGGGAAAUGCCUUUGUAGCACUCCCUGACUGUCUUCUCACUUGAAGAUGUAAUGAGAAAAUUCUACCUAUACUUGAACCCAGCCUGUGGCCUGUGUCUUCACUGAAUUCUUUUCAUCGAGCACAAAGAGCUGAGGAUCAAGAAGGUGAAGAUCCGCACAUCCAAUUAAAAGAGUGCUGCACAGCAGAGGAAACCAUCUACAGAAUGAGAAAAAAAAAUUGCCAGCUACUCAAACCACUAAUAACUAGAAUAUAUACAUAACUCAAGUAGACCCACUCCGAAUUUAAAGACCCAACCAAAAAAAACAAGUAUCCAAAAUGAAUAGACACUUGUCAGAGAAAGUACAUGUGGCCAAUAAAUGUGUGAAAAAAUGUUCAGGGUCGCUGCCCAUUUCAGAAGUGCAAAUUAACACAGACUCCAUCUCACUCCAGAAAGAAUGACUAUCUUCAAGAAAUCAACCAGUAACAAAAGCUGGAGAGGCUGCAGGGGAGUAUGGAAGGAAUCCUACACUGUUGGUGAAAGUGUAAGCUGGUAAAAACCACCAUGAAAGUCAGUAUGGAGACUCCUCGAAAAAUGAAACUCGAAAUUCCAUUUGAUCCAGCUAUUCUUCUUGUCAAAUAUGUGUAGGCUCCAAAUAAUGUCCAUCUGCCAAGCCCUUUUGCUCACUGUCAACUCCGGCUCUGAAGACUACCCUCUCUCUCAUCAGAAAAAUCUGUUGGGGAAGGAGGGAAGGUUCCCCAUAUGACAGACCUAAGCAAGGAUUCAGGCUAAGAUGCCUGCUCCAGCACCAUCCUAUUCACAUUGCAUCCUGAAGGACGGAGAAAAGGGCACGGAAAGGGACAUUCCCACCAUGCAUGGAAACUGAAGGACCUGAGGAAAUACCACCCCAAAAUCAAUUUGGACUUCAAACUGAGAGCAUGUAGGGAAAAGAAAACACCGGAGAGGUUUCUCUGAAUUUCCACAAGGAUACAAUUGUUAUGAAUCCUCACCCUUCCAAAUCUCAUUACUAUCACCAGAGAGAUAGGAGAUCAAAACCAAACCCAGACAGACUUUAUCACAGGUUAUAUCACCUGUUCUUCUGAGGGCCCAUUCAUCUUUCCAAAAGUAAUUUACUCUCCCCUAAAUAACCUAUACUCCCUUCUCUCCCCUAUGCAGAGGGUAGAUAAACUUUUCACUGGCAAAUAAGAUCU
This is a messenger RNA of Heterocephalus glaber (naked mole-rat), 2116 nucleotides long. The record is from RefSeq and is a predicted model, not a curated record. NCBI's taxonomy places the organism in Eukaryota, Metazoa, Chordata, Mammalia, Rodentia, Bathyergidae.